Oryza sativa Japonica Group (Japanese rice) is the source of this 2143-nucleotide messenger RNA. NCBI's taxonomy places the organism in Eukaryota, Viridiplantae, Streptophyta, Magnoliopsida, Poales, Poaceae. The record is from RefSeq and is a predicted model, not a curated record.
AACCUUCUCAGCUCUCACCGGUGGAUAGAUAGAUGAUACUCCUCGCCUCGCCGCUUGCCUCCCCCAUUGCGCUCCCACCGGCGGCCGGAGUCGUCUCCCAAUCCGACCCAAGGUGGGGACCACCCUCCUGCUCGGUGGGCCCGAGCAGCCCGGCCAAGUGGCCGCCGAAACCCGCUAUAAAUCCCCCACGCUCCACCAGCCUCCGAUUCCACAGCCUACCUAGCUUCUCCUUCUCGCUCGCUUCGCCCGCAUAAGUCUAGCCACAAACCCGCCGCCGCCGCCGCCGCCGCCGCCGCUAGCUUCCGCGGAGCGGGGCGAGAUGUUCAUCGAGAGCUUCCGCGUGGAGAGCCCGCACGUGCGGUACGGCGCGGCGGAGAUCGAGUCGGACUACCAGUACGACACGACGGAGCUGGUGCACGAGAGCCACGACGGCGCCUCCCGCUGGAUCGUCCGCCCCAAGUCCGUCCGCUACAACUUCCGGACCACCACCACCGUCCCCAAGCUCGGGGUGAUGCUCGUGGGGUGGGGCGGCAACAACGGCUCAACGCUGACGGCUGGGGUCAUCGCCAACAGGGAGGGAAUCUCAUGGGCGACCAAGGACAAGGUGCAGCAAGCCAACUACUAUGGCUCACUCACCCAGGCGUCCACCAUCAGGGUCGGGAGCUACAACGGGGAGGAGAUCUACGCGCCCUUCAAGAGCCUCCUGCCCAUGGUGAACCCUGAUGACCUUGUGUUCGGGGGCUGGGACAUUAGCAACAUGAACCUGGCUGAUGCUAUGACCAGGGCAAAGGUACUUGACAUUGAUCUGCAGAAGCAGCUCAGACCUUACAUGGAGUCCAUGGUGCCUCUCCCCGGCAUCUAUGACCCCGACUUCAUCGCCGCCAACCAGGGAUCCCGCGCGAACAAUGUCAUCAAGGGCACCAAGAAGGAGCAGAUGGAGCAGAUCAUCAAGGACAUCAGGGAGUUCAAGGAAAAGAGCAAAGUGGACAAGGUGGUGGUGUUGUGGACUGCAAACACUGAAAGGUACAGCAAUGUCUGUGUUGGGCUCAAUGACACAAUGGAGAACCUCCUGGCGUCUGUGGACAAGAACGAGGCGGAGAUAUCACCAUCGACACUGUAUGCCAUUGCCUGCGUCAUGGAGGGUAUACCGUUCAUUAACGGGAGUCCUCAGAACACCUUUGUGCCUGGGCUGAUCGAUCUUGCUAUUAAGAACAACUGCCUGAUUGGUGGUGAUGAUUUCAAGAGUGGACAGACAAAGAUGAAGUCUGUCUUGGUUGAUUUCCUAGUUGGUGCUGGAAUAAAGCCCACCUCAAUUGUCAGCUACAACCACUUGGGGAAUAAUGAUGGCAUGAACCUUUCCGCACCUCAAACAUUCCGAUCCAAGGAGAUCUCCAAGAGCAAUGUGGUCGAUGACAUGGUCUCAAGCAAUGCCAUCCUCUAUGAGCUUGGCGAGCAUCCUGAUCAUGUUGUUGUGAUCAAGUAUGUGCCGUAUGUUGGAGACAGCAAGAGGGCAAUGGACGAGUACACCUCAGAGAUCUUCAUGGGGGGUAAGAGCACCAUCGUUCUGCACAACACCUGUGAGGACUCACUCCUUGCCGCGCCGAUCAUUCUUGAUCUGGUGCUCCUUGCCGAGCUCAGCACCAGGAUUCAGCUGAAAGCCGAGGGGGAGGAGAAGUUCCAUUCCUUCCAUCCAGUGGCUACCAUCCUGAGCUACCUCACCAAGGCACCCCUUGUGAGUGCAUACAUGCAUCUGUUCCUCCUGGCACACCAGUGGUGAACGCCCUGGCAAAGCAGAGGGCAAUGCUUGAGAACAUCAUGAGGGCCUGCGUUGGGCUGGCCCCCGAGAACAACAUGAUCCUGGAGUACAAGUGAGGGAGGCUGCCGAGGCCGAGCAGCCGUGGCAUGUGGCAAAGAGGCGAAUGGGAUGGAGCAAGAAAGACGUGAUUAGCUAGCUCUAAGAAUUGUUUUAGCUUCUCUUGUGAUUUUUCGGUCUUUCCCAUUCUUAACCUUCUGUGCUUUGUGUGAGACUCUUAUCGGGCUAUGCAACUAGCAGCAGCCUUACUAUGGUACUGGAUGAUGUUAUGGAGAAUGUUAGCUAGUUCCCCUCUAUUUAUAACUUAUUAGUAUCGGAGAUUUCAGUUCA